UUUGUUGUUCCCAAGAAUGACUUUUCCCGUUUCUUGGUCACGGGAAAGAGCCCAAUCACCUUGUGGCGAAAGUUGAUGAAGUCAAAGAGAAAAAGUUCCCUCGCAUGUCUUACUGAUCCUCGCAAAUUCAUCAUUCAUAUUGUUUCUUUUUGUUCUGUAAAUUCGAUACUUUUUAUCAUCAUAAUUAUAAUAAUAAUUCCAAUGUAUCGGGAGCAAACAAAGAAUUUCCCCCCCAAUCUUGUAUCACGUGACUAACUCCAAACCCAAUUGCAGUCAUUCUACACUCUGUGCGUUUGUGGCAAGAGAGAACGUACGCCACCUCGCAUUUCCGGUCAUGAUCGGCAUGAGAAAUGUGGACGCUACUGCGCUUUUUUUUUUCCCCCCUUGCACUCAGUGUUGUUUUGUUGACGCGAUCUAAAGGACAAAAACUCGUGUGUGAUAGCAGCCUUCGUACUCACUACUGUGCUAACCGUGUCCUACAAAAGUGGCAUUGACUUUGUCUCCGUUCGAUAUUGAGGUUUCUCCAAGUACUGAAAACUGAAGCAACUUUUAUUUGUAUUUUUUUUUUUUUUGGUCGUCUUUUCGGGGGCGGGGUGAGCGACGCAAAGCAUGCACAUGGCUCUUGUAAAUAAUGUUUAGCUCAGUGAGCGCCCGGCCUCGGAGAGCCGAGCGGGGAAAACGACUGGGGUUUCUUUCUUUUGUAGAGUAUUUUAAUUUAUGUAUGGCUUGCGAGGCCAUUACAACGUGGCGAGUAUUCGGGGAAGGUGACGAUGAUCGCAUUCCGUUUGUUGUACGUGAUAAGAGGAAGGAAAUGUCUUCAGGUCUCCGUUUGCGAUGCUCGUAUCGGAGGAUGAGAACGGAAAGCAAAGCUCCUUUUGUGCAUUUGAAAGCCGGACCGAAUUGCAAAGUAUACCACUUCAAUUCCCUCCCGAUGCUGUUAACUCGAUUUUACGCCACACCAGGCGAACUUGUGUAGAUGUUCGGAAUGACCGCUGAUCAGCUCAUUAAAUUGAUAUAGCGUAACGGUGGAAUCCCUUUCUUGUUUUUUUUUGUGUUUUUUUUUUUGAGGGCUGAUACAUUUUAGGGUGUUCCAUUGAAAAAUUCUGAUUCUUUUUUCAACCCAACGAGUAUCCUAUUCUUUGAAGCAUACUUUUCAAUUGGUCUUCACAAUAAAAAGACAAAGCGGCCAAAUGUAUAGAACGAGGUGUGUGUGUGUGGUGGUGUGUUCUUUGAAAUUCAAAUGUGAAUGUUUGUCAGCUUCAUCAAUUUCGAGAAAAGAAAGGCACUUGGAGGCUGGGACCAGUUCUUGUCUUGAGGAGGAAGGCCAAGAUCCUUCCAAGAUCCUUGGUGCUUCUGGCCAGCGUUGCCCAAACCGGUUCCUGGUGAACCUCCUCUUUUUAUUGAUUUAGUGUGGCGCUCAUUACAUGUGUGCUCCAACAUAAAGGGGGGGGGGUGGAAUUCAGAGCUGGAGGUGAGCCUGGUUGGCGAGUCCCCGGUGGCCGGGCUGAAGCGAUGAGGCCUGGCCACCCGCACUCAGGCUUUGAUGUCAGCACAAUGAUUCCAAUUCAAUGGCUACUCCAAUUAAGAACUCAAAUGUCAUUAACGUUUGACUUGCCAUUAAAAUGUCAAGGACCAUUUGGGUUUUGUGUUGAGGUUCAACUUUUUCAAAUGUACACUCAUACAUUUCAUUGACAACUAGCCCGGCACCUUUUGAGUUUCAUGUGGCGGCAUUUGGUCAAACGUGUGCGUUGGGUCGCCGCGGGAAGGAAGCGCCUCGUAAAAAGUGAGCAUUAUCCCAGCCGUAAAGCGAUUGCGCCGUCAUUACGCAGCGUCGGCUCGCUUCCUUCUAACGCGUCCUGAGUCCACCGCGCUGCUCCGUCGACGUCGUCGGCGUCAUUAUCGUCGCCUCUCGCCAUGACCUCCGCCAAGACGCUGAAGCUGGCCGCCUACGAGCUGCUGCAGUUUGCGGCGCUGGCCGUCCCCGUGCUGGCGCUGGCCGAGCGCUUUGCCCGCCUGCUGAGCGACGUGAGGGGACGCGACGACACCGCCUACUGGCUGGCGGUGGCCUCCUCGGUGGCCUACGUGACCUCCUGCGCCCUGCUGGUCUGGGUGCCCCUCAAGUAUCGCAUCCUGAAGAGGCGUAGACCGAAGGCCGGCCGCUGGAGACCAACAAUGCUGGCGUAUCUCCUCUUGUGCACGUUACCUUCCUUUGCCAUUAUAAUAGCAAGCUCCCAGGUUCAAGUCAACGCGGGCGUGCGGCUGGACCACUUUGCCGAGUUGCCCGCCUCUUUGGUCAUAUUGUGGCUCAUUUGCGCCGACUUGGUGGAGAGGCUGCGGCCCUGCCGGCUCCUCGGACAAUCUGACAAUGCGGACCUUGGCUUUGAGCUCCCGGGCCCGGUCCUGACCAACUUGGCAGCGGUCAGCUCCAUCUCCAUCCCCAACACCGGCGAUCCCGACACCCCCCGCCGGCGUCCCGAACUCCCCGCGGGCCGUUCGGCGCCGAUCGCCUCCGGAACUUUGGGCCCCCCCGCCUACCCAUACUCGUCCUCGCGAGCCUUCCCGGGCCUCCUGAGCUUCCUGGGGAGGAGCGACGCCAGGUCGGAGGUGUUUGUGGAUUGUUUCCUGUUCUGGUUGGACACGGCGGAGUUGGUGCGGGUGGCGGGCGAGCCGGCCGUCUUCUACUCGGCCUGGGCGUACCCCGUCCUCAUCCUGGCCUUCCUGUCCAGCCUGCGGGCUGCCCUCGCCCCGCGUGGCCCGUUUUCGUCCGCGGCAGGAGUGGCCCUCCAGGAUUUUCCAUUUUUGGUCACGCGGGUGUGCCUGCUGGCCGUCUUCGGACCCGUCACGCCCGUCUUGUUCCCUCUGAAGAACGCCCUGGUCAGCCUGACCUUCUUCUACUUCACCUACAUGACCAGGAUGAAGAUAUUCAAGAGGCACAGCAUGUUCUGACCACACUCGGGUCGCACUUUAAAUAUUCAUCCGAAACCAUGCGACACGUUUGUACUUUUCGAAUGCAAGUAAAGGAAGAAGAUUCGGUUCUUCCCGGGAGAAACAACA
This is a messenger RNA of Hippocampus zosterae (dwarf seahorse), 3054 nucleotides long. It is a transcript of the gene tmem236, whose product is annotated as transmembrane protein 236. Lineage: Eukaryota; Metazoa; Chordata; Actinopteri; Syngnathiformes; Syngnathidae. The record is from RefSeq and is a predicted model, not a curated record. The coding region runs from base 1915 to 2946 and encodes 343 amino acids. The transcript is spliced from 4 exons.